Physcomitrium patens is the source of this 2919-nucleotide messenger RNA. RefSeq lists its product as uncharacterized. Lineage: Eukaryota; Viridiplantae; Streptophyta; Bryopsida; Funariales; Funariaceae. The record is from RefSeq and is a predicted model, not a curated record.
UUGCUUUUUUCCUUUUGCUGUGCUUUGUUUGGCUUGGCUUGGCUUGGCUUGGAUGAUGCCCAGGCUCCUCCUCGUGCUCGGUCUGUUUGGCUGUGGCGAUGAUGGCAUUGCGAUGCUACGUUGCUUUGUGAUGCUAUGGUGCUGUGCCAUGCUGUGCUGGUACUGCCGCUUCUUCUGCUGUGAUGUGCUGUGACUGAGCGUGGGUCUGCUCUGUCUCCUGUUUUUCUUCUGUCGGCUUUCCCUUUGUUGUUGUCGUCGUCGUUCUCCUGUCUCACAGCAGGAACCUUUCUUCCCCUCCUCGAGAACCAUCCAGUUAUGGCAUAAUUCGCCCCGCAAAUUUCAUGGCUUCGUAACCCCCCCCCCCCCCUGGGGCGUUUCUCCUCAUCUUUCCACUUGACUGGUGUUUUUUUUUUUUUUUUUUUUUUUUUUUUUUGGUUCCCGCAACGCUCGUCGCUUCUUCCCCGUGAAAAGUUCUUCAAUUUCGCUGACCAGUGGACUUCAGUGCUGCACGCGCUGGGCGCGGGCUUGGAGUUCCGAGGUUGUUGGUGAUGCGAAUGUUGUGAAGGUCGUUGGGUUUUUUCGGAGAGGCGCAAGGUUGAGGAGGAUCGAGGAUUUCGCUGAAGCUGGGAAAGGACAUUGCAGGAAGGUUGGUCUGGGUUCUUGAUGCGGUUUGCAUACAUCGCUAGAUUCUUGAAAGAGGGUUAAGCAUGCUAUGAGGUGGUGGGUCAGUUGAACGUGCCUCAACGGGGGUAUGAUGCGUGAAUGUUGUCUAUGGGCGACAUGUCACAGCAAUGGAUGAACUGAUUACCCUUUAAGAGGUACUUGGAAGCAUCUUCCUCUUCCUGGAAAGAAAAUGCAGGAAGAUAUCCUCUAAAGGAGGGGUGGAUCGUCUAUUGUGGACGAGGGUAGUAAAUUAGAUGUUUGGUGGGGGCGAGGAAUCUGGUGGGUAUUAUGCGAAUCGGCUGCCCAAACAUCCUCGUCUUUCUAGAAUGCAAGGGUUUGCUGAGCAAAUGAAUGCGGAAGCAGGCCUGUUGCAGCGAGGUAAGCAACCGCGGCCUUUGGAGGAUGGUAAUUGGGUUUGCGAUGAUCCUUCUUGCGGGAACGUGAAUUAUCCAAGGAGGACUGAGUGCAACAAGUGUGGGAAGCGUAGAGGACCCCUUGGGGAUGCAGUUGUGAAGGCCUACAUAGAUACUAUAAAAAUUGCCCGCGAUAUGCCUUCUGGGUCAGGGAUAGCUCCACAUUUGAUGUCAGGAGGAGACCAAGGGGGGCUACUGACCCGAAACAUGAUGUCACAUAUGGCAGCCACUGAAACACAGCAAUCUGGGAUGUCAAUCUCACCUGGUUCUAGCCAUGCAACUGUUGGAGAAAUAGAUUACUGGAUGGGUGGAGGGUUUGAUGCACCUUUGCUGCCAUCUUUCGCAUCACAUUAUGUGACUGGAGAUGGCUGUGUUUCUGGCCGAAGAUCCACUUUUAGUGCUGCAACUGAAGGGAAGCGAUUAGCGGAGCAACUGGUAGCCUCGUUUGCUGCGUCCACAGAUCCCAUGGGAGACGCCGGCGAAUGCUUGGCCUCCGCUGCGCUUUGGUUACAAACGAUGAAGUCUAGAAUGCAAACUGGAGAAUCAGGUGGCCAAGGCAACCUCGCCAUCAAUUCUGGACCUGGUCUAUCACAUGGCAAAAAUUUGGGAAAUUAUUUAGCAAGAGGUAAUUUAGCUGGAGCAGUUGGAAGCCCGUCAGCGGUUCGUGGAAUCAUGGUUCGUCCUGGUGUGCGCUUCGAAGAUUAUAAAGAUCGACCUAGCGAUUUCUUGCGGGAAUUUGGCGAUCCUGCAGCAGUUAAUGCAACAGCAAUGGGAGGCGGCCAGAAGCCUGAGUCAGGAGUUAAUGGCAACUGGGAAUGUGAAGACUGUAAAAAUGUUAAUUUCCCUAGGCGGGUGGGGGCUGCAUUAGGAUCAACUGCUUUCAAUGCCACAAGCGGCGGGGGCUUAAAGGAGACGAAAUCGUUCGCAAGUAUGUUCGCACUUUGAUUGACGACCCAGGAAGCAUUCGCACCUGAUAAAUCGGCGCUGGUUCCGCUCCUCCUGCGUGCUCACUUCGAACUUGUAUCAAAAGUUUACAAAACACUCACUGUUCUUCCAUUGCCAGGAUGAUCACUUUGCGUGGAAGUGGUAUUGAUUGGGUCGCUCAUCAGGGUUGGCUAGGCUUCACCGUGGCCUGCAAACAGUAUCUGGAUUUACUCCCUAACAUUCACUUGACCAAUAGUGUGAUUGGCCUACUGUCGUUAGCUUUUUCUCCUCUUUUGUUUUCUCUUUUAUAGGGUGUUCGACUAUCCUCUUGUUGUAGCUAGAUCUAGUGCAAUCUCAACUCUCUACUUCUGGUCUGUAGGAAGAAAAAUAGCAAAAAUAGCCAAAAUAGUAAAAGAAAAGAAAAGAAAAAGCAAUCUGUCGAUAUUUCAUGGUGCCUUCCUCCAGGGGUUGCCUUUGUGUUUUAGUGAAGAAGCGUAACAACGUAGCCAAGGAGAAUAAGACAUGGAUGUCAAAUCUCCAAUAAAAAAACAGGAAAGGAAGGAAGUUACUGCAAGGGGCAUCAGUUUCUGAAACACCCAACGGUUCGUGUCUCUGAUUCAGCAUGGGAUUUGUGCAGUGCAGUGCUCUCGUCACGGUGUUGCCGGCCUUUGUACUUACCUUGGUGUCAUGCAUAUAGUCUGGAUUUAGAUCCGUGAAGUAAGGCUAUUGUGGGCAUGCCAUCACGAUGUGUGUGCCUGUGUUUGCUCAGUCUAGACACCAGCUUCAUGCAGUUAAUCUGCUCUUCAGUCCAAAAGGGCAGAGAUUGUUUCAUUAACUUUCAAACCUUUUGGUCAUCUGUGGGCUAUUUUGAACCAAUACAAUGUUGAAACCAAGAAGACCUUUUCCUAUUCUUUGAAAA